This is a messenger RNA of Aspergillus thermomutatus, 1275 nucleotides long. RefSeq names its product putative exo-polygalacturonase. Gene Ontology annotation, biological process: carbohydrate metabolic process. Lineage: Eukaryota; Fungi; Ascomycota; Eurotiomycetes; Eurotiales; Aspergillaceae. Gene Ontology annotation, molecular function: polygalacturonase activity. The record is from RefSeq and is a predicted model, not a curated record. The coding region runs from base 1 to 1275 and encodes 424 amino acids. The transcript is spliced from 5 exons.
AUGUAUCUUGCAAAUAUCCUUCCCUGGGCCCUUCUGCCCGUAGCGGCCAUUGCGGAUGUCACCACCGGACAGUCUCAUCGUAUAACAUGUACUGUCAAGGCAGGAGGUUCCGAGUCGAUUGAUGAUACGCCUGCUAUCCUCAAAGCGUUCCAUGAAUGCGGAAAAGGGGGCAGGAUCGUCUUCCAGAAUGCCACAUACCAUGUCAACAGUGUGAUGAACACGACCGGACUGCAAAACUGCGACAUUGACCUUUUUGGCACACUUUUGUGGGGAACCAACAUCACGUACUGGCUCUCACACUCCCUGGACGUGGGCUAUCAGAACCAGUCCACCGCGUGGGUGAUCGGAGGCAACAACGUUCGGUUCAAUGGCCACGGAUACGGCACGUUGAAUGGCAACGGACAGGUGUGGUAUGACUAUGUCAAGAGUGUGUCGAACUAUCCUCGCAGGCCGCACGCCCUCACCGUCUCGCGGACAUCGAACUCGGUCUUUCAGGGACUGAGAUUCCUGCAAAGUCAGAUGUGGACUUUGUCUGUGAUUAACUCGCAUCAUACCCUCUUCGACUCGAUAUAUGUGAACAGCACCACCACCAACGGCAACUCUGCUCACAAUACGGACGGAGCCGACACCAUUUACAGUUCACACAUCACCUUCAACAACUGGACGGUAGACAACGGCGACGACAGCAUCAGCGCCAAGGCCAAUUCCACCGACAUUCUCAUCACCAACUCUGCCUUCUACCGGGGCCUUGGAAUCGCCAUAGGCAGUAUCGGCCAGUACAAGGACGUCUUCGAGACGGUUGAGCGCGUCCGAGCCGAAAACAUCACGUAUCACGGCACGCUGCACAGCAUCUACUUCAAGACCUGGACGGGCGAGCAGGUCAAUUACCCGCCCAACGGUGGUGGCGGCGGUCUAGGCUACGCCUCAGAUAUCUCCGGCUCGAACCUCUACGCCUACAAUCUGCGCGGGCCCGCCUUCUCCAUCUCCCAAUGCACCUCCUUUUCAGGGGCGGCGGGCAACUGCACCUCGUCCAAGUUUCAGAUCUGGGGUUUGCGUAUUGCAGAUAUCGCAGGUUCCUCUAACACUGACGUGGUAGGCAGCUUUCAGUGUAGUGCCGUCAAGCCGUGCAAGAAUAUCGAGAUUGUGAAUGUGAAUUUGCAGGCGCCUAAUGGGACGAUGGCGGACGAGUAUCUGUGUGGUCAUGUCGAGGGCACUCGGGGGUUUAAUUGCACGGGGGAGGCGUGUGAGGGAUCCAGUGCCACAGGGGGAUGUUAG